This is a messenger RNA of Candoia aspera, 827 nucleotides long. It is a transcript of the gene TRAPPC5, whose product is annotated as trafficking protein particle complex subunit 5. NCBI's taxonomy places the organism in Eukaryota, Metazoa, Chordata, Lepidosauria, Squamata, Candoiidae. The record is from RefSeq and is a predicted model, not a curated record. The coding region runs from base 120 to 686 and encodes 188 amino acids. Gene Ontology annotation, cellular component: TRAPPIII protein complex; TRAPPII protein complex; TRAPPI protein complex. The transcript has 2 exons. Gene Ontology annotation, biological process: endoplasmic reticulum to Golgi vesicle-mediated transport.
AAAGGAGUCGUGCAGCCGGAAGGGAAAGGGAGCUGCAGUCGAGCGAUAACCUGGAUCUCUGGCACCAUAUAUUAUAGCCAUGUGCUUAUUGCCUCAAUCACUUUUUUCUCAGGAGCACUAUGGAUGCACGUUUUACUCGUGGAAAGUCUGCUAUCCUUGAACGUUCACUCACCAGACCCAAGACAGAUGUAAGCCUCAGUGCCUUUUCCCUGCUGUUUUCUGAGAUUGUGCAGUACUGCCAGAACAGGGUCUAUUCUGUUUCUGAGCUUCAGAACAAACUUUCUGAGCUAGGCCAGCAGGUGGGAGCCCGUAUCCUGGAUGUGCUGGUAAUGCGAGAGAAAAAUGGUAAGAGAGAAACCAAGGUCAUCAAUAUUCUGCUCUUCAUCAAGGUGACUGUGUGGAAGGCUCUCUUUGGGAAAGAAGCUGACAAGCUUGAGCAAGCCAAUGAUGAUGACAAGACCUACUACAUCAUCGAGAAAGAGCCUCUUAUCAAUACUUAUAUUUCAGUUCCCAAGGAGAACAGCACCCUCAACUGUGCCUCUUUCACUGCUGGCAUUGUGGAGGCCAUGCUCACUUGCAGUGGCUUCCCUGCUAAAGUCACAGCCCAUUGGCACAAAGGGACCACGCUCAUGAUUAAAUUUGAUGAGUCAGUUAUAGCUCGUGACAAAGCCCUGGAUGGUCGCUGACUAUAUUUUGUAUAAAUAAAUUUGAAUUGUCCUUGUGUGUGUGUGUGUGUAUAUAUAUAUAUAUAUAUAUAUAUAGGAGUAUGUAUAGAAACACACACACAUUCUAUGAUAAUGUAAUUUAUUCAUAUGUACUUUGAAAUC